Molecule: messenger RNA, 969 nt
Organism: Podospora anserina S mat+
Lineage: Eukaryota; Fungi; Ascomycota; Sordariomycetes; Sordariales; Podosporaceae
Exons: 1
Coding region: 1-969 (322 amino acids)
Cellular component (GO): nucleus
Source: RefSeq, a predicted model, not a curated record
AUGUGGUUCCUAACCUGGCACAACCAGUCAAGAAUGGGAGGCGGAUUCAGGGCACAUCGUAUCUCCCCAGUCUCAUGUGUUUUCCUUGACACAAACAGACUCCUCGAAAACUGCCGCUUUCUCCAAGGGCCGAAAACAAACCCUGCCAGUAUCGACAGGAUUCGUGACAAGCUAGCAGCGGGCAAGGAGCAUCACGAAACCAUUCUCAACUACAGACGGAGACGGCUUCCCGUUCAUGAACCUCCUCAUGUGCGCCCCGUUGCUCGACAGCCAAGGGGUAACGCGGUACAGGAUUGGCGCCCAGAUUCUGACAACAGCCCAGAAACCAACCCUUUUUCACCCCAGCUUGCCCUCCGUCACCUCGCCGAGGUGUUGACCGCCCCAGAAAUCGAAAUUGUCCGCAACCACGGCGGCGGCCGUCACUCCCCCGCCCACGAGGACGAAACAUCCAACUGGGCCAAACCCGACGACAACCCCAUCCCCCGACCCCUCUUCCAAUCCCCCCUCUCAGCCGACAUGGAAGAGCUGUCUGACCUGUCGGGGGGUAAGCUAACGGGGAUCUACUCCAACUGCCUCCUCCUCCGCCCCUACCCCUCCCUCCGCACUCUUUUCGCGUCACCUUCCCUCCGUCUCCCAGGGAUCCUCCAAACACCUGUUCUCUCUUGCAUUGGCGGGUCUGACAGGGUAAGGCAGGAGUUGGAGCAAGGGUUUAAGGAGGGGGGGGUUGUUGUCACGGCAAAGGUGAGGUGGUUGACGAGGUCAGCGGAGGGGAGGACGAGGUGGGUACAUUGUACGCCGCUGGUGGGGAGUAAUGGGAGGGUGGGGGUUUGGAUGGUGGUUCUUGUGGAUGAUCAGGAGAUGGGGGUUGGGGAUAGGGAAGGGAGGGGGAGGGUGGCGCCGGUGGUUGAGCCGGGGUUUUUGAGGGGGAUGACAACAAGAGGUGAGAGGGGGGCGGGAGGGGGGGUAUGA